This is a messenger RNA of Oppia nitens, 976 nucleotides long. It is a transcript of the gene tx, whose product is annotated as neurogenic differentiation factor 2-like. Lineage: Eukaryota; Metazoa; Arthropoda; Arachnida; Sarcoptiformes; Oppiidae. Gene Ontology annotation, molecular function: protein dimerization activity. The transcript is spliced from 2 exons. The record is from RefSeq and is a predicted model, not a curated record. The coding region runs from base 77 to 976 and encodes 299 amino acids.
CACAAAAAUUAUUUUUAUAGACAAUUAACUAGUGGUUUAAAUACAUACGACGCUCAGGGAGUUAAUAAUAAUAGUAAUGGAGUUUACAGAGACAGCCAUUCAUCAACAACCAGACAAAGUGAUGAUAAUACCGAUGGAAAGUGUGGUCGAAGAGGACGAGGAGGAAGUGGUUGAGCCAAUCGCCGACGGCAGACGACGGUCGACCAGAUCCAAGUCGACUAAGGGAUCGUCGGAUACGUCCGAUUCGGACCUUAAGAUACCGGCAUUAGAUAAGUACAACUUGAGAGUCCGGUCCAUACAGAACCGGAUCGAAACGGAGAAGCGAAAAAAGGAGCCAAAAAAACCGAAACCCAAACAAAAACCGCCGCCACUUAGCAAAUAUAGGAGAAAAACGGCAAACUUGAGGGAACGGUGCCGAAUGCAGGAAAUGAAUACAGCUUUCGAAGCGCUGAGGAAUGUUGUACCAGAUUUUCCCGACGAAGUUCCCGACGAUAUGGUCAUCAAUAUGGUCAGCGGCGACGACUUGGACGACAAAUCCAAUUCAAAACUGACAAAAAUUACAACCUUAAGGCUUGCGGUCAACUAUAUCCGGGCGCUGACCGAAAUACUAAGCGAUGCCGACUCGGGUGGCCAAUCAGCUACCGGUGGUAACUCAGCUGAUGGCACCGAUAAUGCUGCCGUCGCCGCCGCCAUAGCCAGUCUGCCGUCGGAUGUGUCGGCACUGUUGACUGGCCUACCGUUUGCCGACUCACUACUCAUGCAUAGGCCGUCCAGUUGCGGCUCCAGUGAUCACUUGCCGACAACGUCGUGCAGUUCGCCGUCGACUACCGAAACCGAUUCGUUACAUUCGCUCGAAUCGUUGCGGUCAAGUUGUUGGCCAGACUUUACCGCCGAUGAUAGUCUAGAAAAUGCUUUCGAUCUGAUACUCGAAAGCGAUGGCGAAGGUAUGCAAUUUGAUGAUGACUUUAUACCAUAA